Messenger RNA from Plasmodium relictum, 654 nucleotides. Its product is annotated as Plasmodium exported protein, unknown function. The transcript has 2 exons. The coding region runs from base 1 to 654 and encodes 217 amino acids. The record is from RefSeq and is a predicted model, not a curated record. NCBI's taxonomy places the organism in Eukaryota, Apicomplexa, Aconoidasida, Haemosporida, Plasmodiidae.
AUGAUGAACAGGAGAAAUAAUAUUAUCUCAAACAUCAAAAAAUAUCCUAGAUACAAUAAUCAUGUAAUUAAAAGCUUUAUCACUGAAGAUAUUUCUACUUUAAAAAUGUACAAUAAAGGAAAGAAAGAGAUUUCAUUAAAUCCUUUUAUAAAAUUAAUCAUAUUUGUUCUUUUCAUUGUGAUGUUACAAUACUCUUGUAAUUUGGACUCUUGCAAAUUUUUGAGAAAAAGUAACUUAGAAAGCAUGUCACAUUUAGGAACUGAAAGAUCUCUAGCAGAAGGUGAAGAUACAGUAAAAGUAAAUGAACAAUCAGGAGUGAGACAAAGAAAUAGUGAAGAGCAGCAAGAUGAUAGUGUGAUAGAGAAUUUAGGAAAGGGCGAUAAUGUAGAACAAGGAAUCAGAAGAGAAAAAAUAGAUAAAAAUGAAGGAAGAAAUAUUAAGGAAAGAAUUUUAAAUAUUGCUAAAGGUAAUCCUCAACUAAUUAUCUUUUUCAUUAUUAUUUUACUAUCAUUUAUUUCAAGUACAUUAUGUAUAUCAGCAUAUAGUGCAGGAAACACAACUUUAAAUAAUACAUCUGUUUUAUUAGUUGCUAUAAGUAUUAUUUUUACUGUAGUUCUUUUGAUAUACGAAAGAAUCAUAGAUAAAAGUACAUAA